GCCAACAACAGUGCCAACAACAGUGCCAACAACCUCAACAGCUACCGAAAGCAGUAGUUUAAAUGAAACAACUUCUGAGCCGUCAGUGACAACAAGCCAAACACCUACAGGAAGCACUACUCUAACUGAAAUGACUGCGACAACAUCAGUGACAACCAGCCCAGCACCUACAGGAAGCACUACUCUAACUGAAAUGACUGCGACAACAUCAGUGACAACCAGCCCAGCACCUACAGUGGACUUCUGCCAUGGAGAUCCUUGCGGAAGGAAUUUGGCUACAUGUGUUUCCUUAAACAGCAGUUAUACCUGUGUGUGCCAAUAUGGAUUCUACUACAAUGAGAGCAAUGAGAAUUGUUACAGAGGGAAAGUAUUCCCAGCAACCAUUGCAGUGAACGCAAAUUACACUGAUAGUCUUCAAGAUGUAAAUUCCACGGAGUAUGAAGACAUGUUCAACAAUCUGUCAAAAUUUUUUAAGGAGGCCUUGGGAAAUCUAACAGACUAUGUAGAAACUGUCAUCAUGGAAAUUCAACGUCCAAGCAAAAGCAGAAAUUCUGUUCCAGUGAGGGUAAAAGUGACAAGCCUGUUCAGGUUGGACUCACCUCAAGAUAACAACACAGUUUAUUCUGCAGUACGAGAUGCAAUAGGAAAGGAAAACAACUCCUAUGUCGAGUCUUACCUCGAGGCAAAACAUUGUGAUAUUUAUCAGUGUGACACUAAAACUACAGAGUGUAAAGAGGGCACAAUUCCAGAAUGCAAAUGCAAAUUUGAUUUAGAAAGGACAGAAUGGGAUGAUCGUUCUUGUUCAGCUUGCAGUAAAGACUGUUCUGCAGCAAGGCACAAGUACUGUGUAAAAGAAGAAGAGGUUCCAACGUGCAAAUGUAUGGCUAACUUUAAAACUGUGUCUGGAGACUGUGUGCCUUGUCCAGUGGGCUACUCUGGGGAAGAAUGCAGUGACAAUACUGAACUCAUCCUUAUAAUAGUGGGCACAGUGUUUGGAGCCAUUAUCCUGAGUUUAGUGAUAGCAGUCUCUAUAAUUUCAGUCAGAGCAAAACACAAACGAAGUCCAGAGAAGAGGAGCCUGAUAAAGUCAGGGUAUUCUGACACGAAUACCUCUGAUGACAGACCAAGCAUGUUCCCCAGGGUCCAGACCACCUCCGGCCAUGCAAACCCAGGAUAUCAGCCCCACAACCCCUAUGAGAUGAGUUCCAAAAAUAGAGAUCGUUUUCCAGAGAGGGAUUAUGAUGAUAUGUACGAAACAUCACGGGAGCCCAGGGGCUUCAGGACACAGAGCAGAUAUUGAGUGACCAGAGCAGGAGGAGGAUGGAUGACCACCACAACACUGGGUCAGAGCAAAGAGUUUCACAGCCUCCCACCAAUGCAGUUACUUCAGCAGAAGAGACAACCACGUCCUUAACCCCAGAUUCUCUCAAGAUUUUCUAGAGGAAGACUCGUGCUUGAAAGAGAUCAUGGACAGCUUUGAAAUAAGAGAAAAAUGUUAGAGAGUAGGGAGAAGAAGAGGACUUAUCUUAAAAGAGCUAAUGUGCUCCAGUAAACAUUAGACUUCUUCGAUGAGGCCAGUACAUUGGCAAGAGAGUGAGUGUACACAAGAUACCAGGAUUUUAACCCUGCUGGUUUUCAGUUUUUUCCAGAGGAUAGUCCAGGCAAUAUGUGUGAUGCUGAAAAACAUCAGUACCCAUAGCUUCACUUGGAUUUGUGCUCACCUAAUUUGAACUAUGGCUUUGGGCAGAUGAAAACUGUUUUUCAUGAGAACCUGACCUGUUUCACUUUACUGUAUUAGAUACAGGUUUUUUCACCAUCCUCAACCCCCCACUAUUUCCCAUAUUCAGUAUUUCCCAUCUGAAAGCAUUGUGGUCAGAUCUCUGAUGACAGGGGUUGUGUGAGACAAUGGCACUUGUCUGACCUUUUCCACUGCUUCCUUCCCAAUACAAUGGCAAGAUACAAUACCUUCAAACAAACACUAUUCUUUUCAUCUUGCAAAACUGCAUUGGUUUUACAUUUUUAACUCCUGUGGAAAGUGUUAGCAUAUUUUUUUUCUUUUGAAGUCUUUAUGUUCGAAUGAUAAUAAGCUUGGUGUUUGGGUUUUCUUAAAAUUUCUUGCAUACAGUCAAUAAAUCUGUCUGUAAAAUAAUUUAUAUGUUACUGAAUUUUACUGAGUGUGCAUUAUCUGUUGACUGGCAUUAAUAAUUGCAUAAAAUACUUAUAUGCACCCAUAUGUACAUAUAUUUAUAGGUUACAAUCAUUUAAAGCAUCACUUAAUUCUAUUGUAUUUUGUGUUUUGGUUUUUAUAUAUGCAGAUUAACUUUUCCUAUUAAACAUUAU
Messenger RNA from Ficedula albicollis (Collared flycatcher), 2340 nucleotides. RefSeq names its product mucin 13, cell surface associated (gene MUC13). The transcript has 14 exons. The record is from RefSeq and is a predicted model, not a curated record. The coding region runs from base 131 to 1300 and encodes 389 amino acids. NCBI's taxonomy places the organism in Eukaryota, Metazoa, Chordata, Aves, Passeriformes, Muscicapidae.